Ogataea philodendri is the source of this 645-nucleotide messenger RNA. RefSeq lists its product as uncharacterized. Bases 1 to 645 code for a protein of 214 amino acids. The transcript has a single exon. The record is from RefSeq and is a predicted model, not a curated record. NCBI's taxonomy places the organism in Eukaryota, Fungi, Ascomycota, Pichiomycetes, Pichiales, Pichiaceae. Gene Ontology annotation, cellular component: RNA polymerase II, core complex; RNA polymerase I complex; RNA polymerase III complex. Gene Ontology annotation, molecular function: DNA-directed RNA polymerase activity; DNA binding. Gene Ontology annotation, biological process: DNA-templated transcription.
AUGGACGACGUCGAGCGUACUACCUCUAGACUUUGGAGAGCUUAUAGAACUAUCAAGGAAAUGGUGAAAGACCGUGGUUACUACAUAACACAAGAAGAGAUUGACAUUAGUCUUGAUCAGUUCAGAGAAAAAGUGUGCGAUUCUAUGGGAAUUCCACAACGGAAGCUGAUGUCUUUCCAAGCUAACGCAUCACAAGAGGCUGCCGAGAAAUAUGGAGACCUUGGACCAUUGUGGGUUGAAUUUUGCGAUGAGCCUUCUGUUGGAAUCACCACAAUGAAGAACUUCUGUCAACACAUUGCGGACAAAAACUUUUCAACUAGCAUUUUCAUUUACCAGCAGAACAUGACACCCUCGGCUACUAAAGCCAUAGCAGUCGCGGAACCUGCAACUAUUGAAACUUUUCAAGAGAGUGAUAUCAUUGUCAACAUAACCCAUCACGAACUAGUUCCUAAACAUAUUAGAUUAUCGACCGAAGAAAAAAAGGAACUUUUAACUCGGUACAGAUUAAAAGAAUCACAGCUACCACGUAUACAAAGAGAAGAUCCAGUGGCACGUUAUUUGGGACUGCGUCGUGGUCAAGUUGUGAAGAUUAUCAGAAAAUCUGAGACCUCUGGAAGAUACGCUUCUUACAGAAUUUGUCUUUGA